Messenger RNA from Drosophila nasuta, 920 nucleotides. RefSeq lists its product as uncharacterized. Lineage: Eukaryota; Metazoa; Arthropoda; Insecta; Diptera; Drosophilidae. Bases 172 to 666 code for a protein of 164 amino acids. The transcript is spliced from 3 exons. The record is from RefSeq and is a predicted model, not a curated record.
UGACAAUUAGAGUCAUCUGACAACAUUUAAUGGCUAUUAAAUCAAGUGUAACGACAUCAAAUCUCUUCAACACCUGGAACUAUAAAAUUAUUAAGAUCUUGUAUCGCAACGCUCGAAACCAUUGAAAUCAGUUGUAUAUGAAACCUCGAAGUGUUCACUUAUUUUUCGGAUAUGACGACUGUCAGUUUUUAUAUACUGCAGAACUUUCUGAUUCGUACUUUAGCGUUUACUCCAACGCGUCCAUUAUAUUUGACACGAUCUGAAGAAAAAGUAGUCGAAAAUUUAGAACUGUACGAACCAGAUGCGCUUCAAAUUCCCCCAAUUCAUGUUACUGAAAAGUUUACUUCAACACCAGACAACAUCGAUGUUAAGAAUCAACAAAGUCCAUCCCUAAGCUCCGUAGUUGAUUUGGAGCCUGUUGAUGGCUAUCCACUUGGCGUUCCAAGUAAUCGGCGACCUGUUUUCCAACCUGCAACCCCAAAACGCAACUGUCAUAUUAUCAAAUGCCCAAAGUUCACACACGCCACCUUCGGCACUGACUUUAAAAAGUGCUACGAGUUCUUGAAUCCGUGUUACUUGGCGGUUGCCAGCUGUGUGCGCUACAAUGCUCAACUCCCGCGUCUUAAAGUUGUCGAGAAGAGUCAAUGUCAUAACCUAGAGUCGUAAUUGCAAUGUGCUGAAUACCAUAUAUUUAAAAAAAAACUUACCCAUAAAUCAAUAAUAUUAAUUUUCCUGCCUGAUUUCUAUUUCACAUAACACUCAACAUUAAUCAAUUAUUAAUUAUAUUAAGCUUUUUUUACUGCUUAAAACUUCGCGGCUAUUCAUCACAUUCUUUUUGAUGCAAAUUAUUGUACGAGUUUAUUUAAUUUCAUUUGAAACAAAAACAAAUGCACAAAUUGACAAGUUCUCAUGCACUUUAA